ACCGGCAGUCCGUGCUCGGCUGUCCCUGCUGGGUCACAGGGUGACCCCGUCUUGGCUAGGGAUGGAGCCUCGGCGGCAGCCCGGUGGCGUGCUGGGACGAAGGCGCUGGUGGCCGGUCCCCAGCGCGGUGGCCUCGUGGGUCCCCUCCCACGGACUGUCCCUGGUGCACGUCCGGCCGGGGACCUGGUGCUGCCUCAUCGUGGGGAGGGAUGAGGUGUGGCUGGGGGGACUCGUGCUGUCCCCAAGUGUCACUGCUGGUGGCUGGGUGACCGUGACCCAUCCUGCCAGCAGCCAGGCUCCAGGAUAUGUGUAGGACCCGGCGCGGUCCAUCCAUGCUUGCCCAUCCCAAUGUGGCAGCGGGGCUCGCUGCUCGGGGGACAGCAGGCAGGGAGCUGCUGGCACCAGUGUCCGAUGGGGAAGCGUGCCAGCAGGGCACUGACCAGCCUGGCCGCCGGCCACCGGGAUGCCCCAUCGGCUUCCUGCUGUGCCUGCUGGGGUGACACCGGAGCUGCCAUCCCUGCGGGCUGUGACAGGCGGUGAGCAUCUCUCACUCCUCCCUCGUGGCCACCGCGCUGCCACCGGCACCCGGGCGUCCCGGCGGGCGACGCUGCGGUGACAGCACCGAGCAGAAGCGCAUCCCCGUCCUCGAGUGGGCACGUCCCCAUCCUGGUGGCGGCGGCCUGGCCUGACCGAGGGCCGGGCGCUGCCCACACGGCGCUGGGCCGUGCCGUCGUGACGAAUGACACUAAUUACUAUUUUUCCUCGCGCCACGCCAAGCCCGGGUGGCCCAGCCGGGUCGCCCUGACGCAACGCUGCCUGCCUGGCUGGCUCCGCCACCCGACGGGACGCGGCGGGAGGAAGCGCUCGGGGACAGCAUGGCCACAGUCAGGCCGCAGGAAUCCGCGCGUGGCAGCGGGGCGGCACCGCCUGCUCCGGGCGAAGCGGCUCUGCUGGUUUUUCCCCUUCUCGGCACCUGAGAGCGUGGCCGGGUCACGGGGGCAGGAGCGGGCCGAGGGGCUGGCGCGGGGGGAGGCGGUAAGCAGGCCCGCAUUCCUCCCUGGCUGCUGCGGAAACUUUAAUUAAAUAGGGAGGGAGCGCGGGAGGAGGUGGGAGCUGCGGCGGAGGGCGACUGGAAGGGAAAAGGGGGAUUAGGGGCUGAUCGUGCAGCCCCGCUGGGCAUGGGGAGGGGGCACGUGCAGACACGGGUGUGUUCGGGGGCGUCAGGGAGGGCCCCGUGAGCACUGGGCCUGGAGCCGGGGAAGGCCCCGCAUUCCUCCGCGCGGGGCCCCGAGCGGCGGUGGGGACGGAGCCGUGCGUGUGCCGGUGCCCACCGGGCUGGCUGCGUGCCGGCAACAACGGCGGCUUUGUUCCGCACGGGGAGCCAGGCGGACGCGGGGCCUCAAUCAUCGAUGUAUGGGGACGGGAGGGGACGUCCUGGCUGUGCCGGGUACCCCCGGCUCAGGAAUCCACUGUGACAUGGGGUGGGACGAGAGGUUUGUGGGACCGCACAGUCCCCUCCAGCCCUUGGAGCCCAGUCCUGGGGCUCGGGGCACCCUGGGCUUGCUGGCCUCUGAGCCAGGUGGGCACAGACCCAGGUGAGCGCAGACCUGCGGGCGCUAGCAGUACCAGGGAUGCUUGCCCAGUGGCAGGGCCACCAUGACCUCCUUGUGGCUGUGUGGAGCUCCAUCUGCCCCCUCCUGCCCAGGUAUCACCCUGCAGCGUGGGGCUGAGGACGCCCCACUGCCACCGCAGCAGCCGGCGCUGCCGCCCACCCCGUUCUGUGCCUGGCUGGCAACGGGCUCUCCCUUGAGCACAAAAAGGGGCGACCCACUGUGUCCCCGUGUGCACCAGGGGGACACCCGGCCGCUCACCCCAGCGAGUGGGAACAGUGCUCCCACCCCCUCAGGCUGGCAGGGAGAGGCUGUGCAAGAGGGGGAGGCCGGGCCUGGAUCCUCCUGCAGCCGGAAAAUAUGAAUAAUUCGGCAAGUAUCUGCGGUGCAGGCUGGGGGAGCCCAGCCAAGGAGCAGCGGGCCGCUGGCAGGGCGGGAUGGCCAAGUACCUCUGGGAGAACCACUUCUCCCCGGUGCGGCCGUGCUGCCCCUGCCAAGCUGCCAGGCUCCAGGCUCCAAGCUGGGCUCACCCCUCAGCCCCACGUGCCCGCUGAAGGGCUGGGCAGCGGGCUGGUGUGUGCCGGAGGAGCGCGGUGGUGCCGGCGGAGCGGUGGCAGAGGUGUGGAGCCGCAGGUGGAGCGCGUGGUGCCCAACCGGCAAGGCGGGAUGCUCGGCCGCGGUCACGACCCAGCCCAACCUGCCCGGGGCCGGUGAGCGGAGCCUGGCAGCUGGGGAGGAAAUGCCAGCAUAAUUAAAGGGCUGAGAGGCUCAGAGUCAGCAGCUGGUUGCAGCGCGGACACGUCAGCGAAACCCGACCCUGGCAUUGCAAAACCAGGUCCCAACCCGGGGCCUGUGCCCCGCCGGCACCACGCUGCCCACCCCGGCACGCACAGCCCUGCGUCGUGCUGCCCUCGAGGCCAGCAUGGGCUUUGGCCAUCCCAGCGUGCCUGCUGUCCCUGCUCAGCUGCCCCAUGUCCCAGCUGAGGGUUGGUGCUGUCGCUCUCAUCCACCAGCUCAGUGCUUAACGCCAGCGGUGUCCCCAAACCACUGCAUGAGGCUGCAUGAUGCUCUCUUGGCACAGCCCUGUCACCGUGCACGGCUAUGGCACACCGGGUACCCUGCCCCAGGGUCACCCACGCACGGGGCGUGGGCCAGGGGCUCGGUGACCGUGACCGCAUGGCCACAGAGCGGCUCCUCCCAGUGCCGAUGUCCCUGGGCCAAGUGACUCAGGCGGCUGUGGUGACCCUGCCCAGCGGCGCGGGCGCACCCCACCCUUGGGCGCACCCCAGGACCACGGCCUCCACCUUAACCCUGUCUUGCUGCAGGCGAGCGCGGUGAUCUGGGGGGACUCGGGAUGCGGUGUUGCCCCCUGGUGCAGCCAGGGCUCGGCACAACCUGGCCGGGGCCCCCCACGGCGGAGGGGCAGCUGGGGCAGGCAGCAGCACGUGCUGCUGUGCUACCCGGUAGCCCCCCGCGCACAGCGGGGCCCCAGUGAGUCGCAGGGUUUUAUUUGCCUGCAGCUAUUAACGACUUUCAGCGGCCCAGCAGGAGGGGAGGAGGUGACGGGCGCGCUGGGAAGGGGCUGCCAGGGGCACGCACCCCGCAGAGGCCCCGCUGUCACCCCACGUGCCCUGCCAUGGGGUGAUGAAGGAGGCAGGGCCCUGGCCCUCCUGCAGCUUUGUGUCUUGCUCCUUGCCUGCACUAAUUAGGGCUGUCAUUAAAAGGGCUGAAAGACAGGGCUGAGAGACGAGCCGUGUCCUGAGCAAGGACAUCAACCAGGACGUCUGUCACUGGGACGUGGGCACAGGGGCUGGAGAAGGGCUUGUUCCAGCCCUGCUCUCACCAGGAGCAUCCUCUCCUUGGUCUCCUCUGUCCCCAGUCAGUCAGUGCCAGAGGGAUGAGGAUUGCGACCCAACAAGGCCGGUGCUGUGCCAGAAUCCCGGGAUGCCAACAGAGAGCUGACACCAUGAACCAGCUGGUCCUCUGCACGCUGCUGCUGCUGCUCCCUGGGCAGCUGGCACGGGCAUGUCCCACGGGCUGCCAGUGCCAGGACCCCACGACCAUCCUGUGCGCGGCCAGGCGGGGCCACACCGUGCCACGAGGGCUGCCCCCCAGCACCCUCUCCCUGUACGUCUUUGAGAAUGGUAUCACGAUGCUCAGUGAGGACAGCUUUGCAGGGCUGCCCGCCCUGCAGCUCUUGGAUCUCUCACAAAACAAGAUUACCAGCAUCCAGAAAAACAUCUUCCAGCCCCUAACGGAGCUCGUCAACUUGGACCUGUCCUCCAACCAGCUGCAGGAGAUCACCAAUGAGACCUUCCAUGGGCUGCGGCUGCUGGAGCGGCUCUACCUGCAGAAGAACAGGAUCCAGCACAUCCAUGCCACCGCGUUUGACACGCUGGAGAAUCUCCUGGAGCUGAAGCUGCAGAACAACCAGCUCUGGGCCGUGCCCCCGCUCGACCUGCCCAACCUCCUGCUGCUGGACAUCAGCUGGAACAAGAUCCCCACCAUCGCGCCUGGCACCAUCCAUGCCGUCAACAUCGAGUCCCUGAAGAUCGCAGGGCUGGGCCUUACGAGCUUGGACGAGGAGCUCUUCCAGCCCCAGAACAACCUGCACGAGCUGGACGUCUCUGACAACCUGCUGGAGCGCGUCCCGGUGGUGCUGCGGCGCCUGGGCAGCCUCACCAAGCUCAACCUGGCCGGCAACGCGCACAUCUCCCAGCUGCCGCCUGAGGACUUCCGCGGCCUUCACAACCUGCAGGAGCUGGACAUCAGCAACCUCAACAUCAACACCAUCCCUCGGGACUUCUCCAGGUUCUUCCCGAGGCUCCGCGCCAUGACGGCCGCCGGCAACCCCUUCAACUGCAUCUGCCAGAUGAGCUGGCUAGUGCAGUGGGUGAACGCCAGCGGUGUGCUCCUCCGGCGGCCUGAGGAGACACGCUGCCACUUCCCUCCAAAAAACUCUGGGAAGCUCCUCCACCACCUGCAGUAUGCCGACUUCGGCUGCCCCACCACCACCACCACCACCGCCGCCACCACCUCCCCUCCACGCACCACUGCGCCGCGACCCCCUCUGCCCAUUCCCACCGGCAGCCGCCCACCGCCGGAGCCCAGCACCACCACCGCCACCCUGCAGCCCCGCGCCGUCCCCUUUAGCUCCACGCCGGCGCCCUUCAGCCUCCCCCCAGCCGUCAGCAGCCCCCUGCCGCAGCUGUGCCCCCCACGCACGUGCCUGAACGGUGGCACCUGCCAGCUGGGUGCCCACGGUCACCUGCGGUGCUUGUGCCCGCCAGGCUUCGCUGGGGCAUUCUGUGAAGAGGAAGAGGAGGAGGAAGAGAAGGAGGAGGAGGACGCGGCGGUGAGGGGCACAACGCUGUCCCCAGCCACGCCAGCAGCACCUCCGAGCCGGAGGAUCAGCAUCACGCAGGUGAGCAGCACCUCGCUGCGGGUGGACCUGCAGAACUACGUCCAGUCCACAGCCCAGCUGAAGGGCAUCCGGCUGAGCUACCGCAACCUGUCCGGGCCGGAGAAGCGCCCCGUGAUGCUCCGCUUGCCGGCUUCUCUCGCCGAGUACACGGUGCGGGCGCUGAAACCCAACUGCACCUACCGCGUGUGCGUGGGGCCGCUGGGGGACAAGGGCUCCAAGGAGGAGUUCUGCGUGGAGGCGCACACCUUGCCGGCGAGCCACCAGCAGCACUCACCCGUCACCCAGAGCAAGGACAACAACCUGGCCCUGAUGAUCGUCCCCGCGCUGGCCGCCGUGCUGCUGCUGGUGGUGGUGGUGACGGCAGUCACCUAUUACCGCCGGCACCGCCGGGCCAAGGCGCACGCGGGCGGGGGGGUAGAGGCCGGCCCGCUGGAGCUGGAGGGCGUGAAGGCGUGCCUAGAGAACGGCGAGCGGGGCGGGCACGGCUGCCAGGGGCCUGAGAACGCCGUGCUGGCGGGCGGCCCCGAGUGCGAGGUGCCGCUGAUGCAGGCGCACUACCCCAGCAACAACAACAGCGCAGCGCUGAAGCCCUCCUACUUCUGAGCCGGCAGCGCUGCGUGGCACCUCCAGGCCGAGGAGCGGCGGGGAGUUAACUGAGCUGAGGCAGAGCCCAAACCCAAACGUGCAAUUCUGAGGGGCUUACACACGUGGGGAGCAGUCACUGAUUGUACCGCUCGGCCUAAGCGCCUCGAUUCCUGUGACUCGACACAGAACGCGGGCAGCAAAGGUUUUGUUUUUAAUUCGGGUUUGGGUCGGCCUUCUUGUUUUAGCGAGCGCUAGGAAGGAAGACAGAAGGAGGACGGCGGUGACUCGGCUGAGGGGCAGCGAUGUGCUGGCAACAGGGGCCCCUCGGUGGAGCGCAGCCGCGGUCCCCACUCCCUGGAGCUGAUGUGAGUGGCACGGCCCGGCCGAGGAGCUGGGCCCCUCGGCACCGCUGGGCUGAAGGACGCGCCGCACGGGCGCACGGGGAACCAGAGCUUUACGAACUCAGAGAGAAUAUUUAUACGCGGUUAUUUCCCAUUUCUUCUGGGAAAACUUUUUCUAGUACAGGUUUUGUAAGGCAGACCAGAAGGAUGUCAUUUUGUAAAAAAAAUAAUAAAAGAAUAACAACAACAAGGAGAAA
Messenger RNA from Numida meleagris (helmeted guineafowl), 6217 nucleotides. It is a transcript of the gene VASN, whose product is annotated as vasorin. The transcript has 2 exons. Gene Ontology annotation, molecular function: protein binding. NCBI's taxonomy places the organism in Eukaryota, Metazoa, Chordata, Aves, Galliformes, Numididae. Gene Ontology annotation, cellular component: plasma membrane. Bases 3508 to 5637 code for a protein of 709 amino acids. The record is from RefSeq and is a predicted model, not a curated record.